Molecule: messenger RNA, 3351 nt
Organism: Caenorhabditis bovis
Lineage: Eukaryota; Metazoa; Nematoda; Chromadorea; Rhabditida; Rhabditidae
Source: the annotation of a GenBank genome assembly
AUGCAAGAUUCCGACACCGUCAAGGGAUCCCAAUUUAAGACUCUUCAAUCCGCGUGCGUGACUGACUUCGAAGUCACACACGGAGUUAUGAGAUCUCUUGCCGAAAGAGCUGAAAACCGCAUCAAAGGCUUUGCCGAGAUUACGAGAAUCAAUACGAUAACAGCCUCGAUGCGGCCAAGCUCGCAAGUCCCAAUUUUUGGUGGUUCACCAAACGACACCUUCUCCGCAUUUUUGCGAUCCUUCAAUGAUCAUGCUAAUACAGCAAAACCUCCUUUGGGAGACCUCGAAAAGAGGAAUAUUUUCUUGACUUAUUUGACAGACGCAGCCAGAGACCGCGCAGAGGAGUUCCUGGAGCAAGAGAGCGAAGCCUCGUUCGCAACCUUGGUUAACCAUCUAAAGGUAAAAUACGAAGAUCCGGUAAGAGCAGAACUCUCGCGCCAGCAACUCCGAACAACGAACCAGCUUCCGGGCGAGUCUGUAGAUGAGUUUGCAGCUAAGCCUGACACGACCGCUGACGAUACAGUAAGAGAAUUACGCGCUCAAGUCGAAGCGUUGACCAUGCGCAACAACCAACUAACGAACAGCAUGACGCCCAGAGUUAACACGGUAAGAGUCUCGAAAUUACCUUUGUUCAUUGCUCUCCUCGCCUGCCUGGCAAGUCCCACCACCGCGUUUAAUGCUCUUUUAUGUCUACCGAACUCUCCCGAAUCGCUGAUCAACAUUCCAUCAUCGUUCGAUUGCAACUCAGUCAAACCCUCCCCAUUCACCCAGACAAAGAAAGUUUCUCUCAGCGUUUACCGACCAAAUUCCAUUGCGUAUGACUCUACCGCCACCCUCUGCAAAAUCAUUCAAACCACGUCCACUUUCUCCGUUAACCUUUUUGGAUCCCGCUACAUCGAAACAAAUUCCAAGCAAGCAACCGUUUCGGCAGAAGAAUGCAAACUAAUGAUGAAUCAUCAACGUUGCUCAUUCGGUGACCUUCAGCCAAGAGACGGCAUUUUUAAAACCAAUAACGCCCACAGAAUCGAAUGGCCAAACUUUCUAAUCGGCGCGCUAUCCCCAGCAAAAACUGUUGUAACAAAUAAUUGCCUCAUGCUCACAACCAGAAUUGUAAUGCGUUUUAAUCAAAAAUUUCCCGAGUCUCCCGCGGGAUCCAUGAGGGGUUGCGACUACACAACGGGCUUCUGCAACCAACGCCAGGGAGCGGCAUUCAUGUGGAAACCAAAUCCAGAACAGAGUUGCCGUUUCAUCAAACUGCGGACCAUGUCCGGUCACCAAUCAGAUAACAUUUGGCUGUCUGAAAACAAAGAAUUCGCACUAUCUUUUAACUCUUCAAAUCCAAUAAUCGAAGACUGUGGCAAAUCUCUCGUAGUCACAGAUCAAGGCUUCGCUGUCCCAACCAGACGAAUUGCCAAACGGGAAAUAGUCCCACCCUCUAUCACCAACCUAACAAACUUUGUCUCGUCAAACCAACUUUCGGCCCAGCUCUUGGCGGCAGAGAAGGAUAUUUUAGAAUCCUCCUCUCUUUGCAUUUCAACCUCCGACAUCGUGCCAUCUCAACCCACAAUUUUCCACCACCUAGUCAUCGGGUCUAUAACGGAAACAAUCUCCCCAGCCCACUAUAACGAAAUCUGGGACGCAUUAGAGGGUUCAGCCGACAAAUUAACAAAAAUCGUAAGCCGCAACGCUUUCUCAACCAGCGGCAGCACAAAAGCCAGCGAGAUUAGCGAAGUCAUCAGCGCCUACGAGCAAUGGCUUGACUUCGGUCACCGAUUGUUCCAGGCCUGGACCGCUAUAGUUUGCACAUUUGUCACCCUUUACGCAAUCUUCCUCGUCGUAGCCAUAUUCAUCAAGCAACAGGCCGAAGCGCUGCCAUUCAGCGUUUCCCACCGUUUUGGCAAAAAGACGGCUAAUCCACCCUCCGAAGUCAUCUUCGACUAUUCGGACCUACUGCCGGCAACAACUACAAUAGCUACCUUCCACUCUCCGCAAGCGUUUUUCACCGCGCAAAUUCCCAUUAAAGCGAACAACAUUAAUCUCCUAGCCCUGGUGGACACCGGCGCCAGUUUUACCAUAGCAGGCUCCGAGAUAUGCGCACUCAUCGGCAUCCACACGCUCAACAAACCGCUGACUAACAACGCUAUAGGCUUGGGAGGCAACGAAGUGAAAAUUGCGGGAACCGCGCCAAUCAGGUACAAAAUCGGAUCAUUCGAAAUUCAACACAUCACACACUUCACGAUCAAUAAAUGCACUCCACCGGGUCCGUUCUUCUACGACAUUAUAUUAGAGGCUUUUGUCACUUGUGUUUCCCCGCAAAAUAAAAACGUCUUCGACGCCACUCUCAUUUCUCAAGCCAAAAAGAUCACAGAACUUGGACUUCUCAUCGCACCAACAGUCAUAUCAACUAACCACAUUGCUCUUCUCGUUACUAACCCAUCGAAUCAAAUGGUCACUCUGUACCCAGAGAUGACCAUCGCCACCGCGGCGAUGGUAUUCUCCGAAGGCACACCUGAAAAAGUGCUGACCUGCCAUUACUCUUCAGGGGGUUCCCCUGACGUUCUGUCAAUAGAUAACGAAAAUUUCAGAAACCCGCAGUUUAAGAUCGACCUGACCAAGGCCGAACUCUCAGAUGAGAGGAAGGAACUACAUCUUCAUAAACCUUUACAAGCCAAGAAGGCUGAUCGCAACAGCAACUUCCGCGCUAUCCUUGUUAACCACUACAUGGAAAAGCUUAGUCAUUCCCGAAGCACACCAAUGAUCCGAUCCACCGCGGUUUCCGAACCGCUACGAGCUCUGGUCGAGAAACGAUUGGUACCGACCGUCGAACUCCGCCACGUAUGGAGAACUCACCCGACCAUCACAACCGCAUUGAGUGAUCUAUUCUACGGCAAUUCCCUCAUUACCAAGGUAGAGGCUAGGGAGCGGUCAAACUUUAUGACACGUACCCCGUGGUGGCCGAACAAAGAGCAUCCAAUCCUGUUCGUGCACCACACACACAGCCACACCUUGGCUGAAAGAGAUGUCGGAGUCGUGGCAUUCUACCGAGCUCAAGCUGACCGAAUUGCCAACGCGCUGAACGAAGUUUCCGUCACAACUGGCACAGUUGACGCUUUCCAAGGCCAAGAACGAGAAGUCAUGAUCGUAUGCCUGACCAGGACCCACGGAGAUCCCACCGACUUCUUGCUCGACGAACGAAGAAUAAAUGUGGCGAUGUCCCGGGCGAAACAGUGCGUCAUUCUAGUCGGCAACGCAAACAUCAUUGGAGAAGCCGGAUACUGGAGCGAAAUAUUCCGCACAUGCCGAUACGCACAAACGAUUCUCACCGAGUCUCAACUACCGGAAGCACAAUAA